This is a messenger RNA of Nezara viridula (southern green stink bug), 129 nucleotides long. Lineage: Eukaryota; Metazoa; Arthropoda; Insecta; Hemiptera; Pentatomidae. The record is from the annotation of a GenBank genome assembly.
AUGGAUUUUGUAUCAUUUCAGCAUAUUACCACUAGUUGUUCAGCUGUUAAAAAGUUGGCAGAAAAUACGAAGAGAUCAGUCUACCGUAUAAAAUUCUCUCUAGCUCAAUUAAUUCACCAAUAUUUUUAA